Messenger RNA from Fragaria vesca subsp. vesca, 2814 nucleotides. RefSeq names its product WD repeat-containing protein 44-like. The coding region runs from base 1 to 2814 and encodes 937 amino acids. The transcript has 6 exons. Gene Ontology annotation, molecular function: protein binding. NCBI's taxonomy places the organism in Eukaryota, Viridiplantae, Streptophyta, Magnoliopsida, Rosales, Rosaceae. The record is from RefSeq and is a predicted model, not a curated record.
AUGAUCAUGGACAGGAAAAUGGAGCGGAAGAGGACCUUCACUAUGAACUGGGACGGCCUCCACGACCAAGAAGACGACUCCUUCUUCGAAUCCCGAGAGCGGAUGUCCUCCGCCGUCGCUAUCGACCUCGAAGCCUCCUCCUCCGACGAUGAGGACUUCGACGACAGCCGUAUGUCCUUCGCCUCCUGCGCCUCCUCCCUCCGAAACGACCUCGAGGUCGAGGUCCGAGCCUUGUCCGGCGCCGCCGCCGAGCCUUCGUUUUCCUCUCCUCCGUUGACGCCGGACUACAACAUCUGGAUGGCCGCGCCGGGGUCGAUCUCCGAGCGACGCAGGCGGUUGAUGCAGGGGAUGGGAUUGGCCAACGGCGGCAGAGACAUCGUCAGCUUUAAACGCAUCGUUUCGAGUAAACCUCCAAACGGCGUCAUUCCGGCCGUUACGAAAUCCCCUACGCUUUCUGUGGAAAAGAUACAAGUUCCUGAACCGGCGCCGCAUGAUCCGGAGGCGGAGGCGGAGGCGUCGAAUUCGCCGUUGCAGGCGGUGCUUGUACGGUCGAGAUCGGACGGAGAAAUCGAGGCUUUCUCAGCGGAUAAACGGAGGAAAGAGGAAGUGAUCGGCGCAAUCUCGAAGCAACGGCUGACUCGGACGUCGUCGACGAUCGCGGCGCCGAGCACGAGAAUGUUUUCGUACCCGGAGGUUGUGGCGACGACGCCGCAAAGCGACGGAGGAGCCAGGGCCGUCCGAUCUAGACAGAACAGCACGGCGUUGUCGACGGAGUUCACUAACAAUUUAGGAGCUUUCUUCUUGAUUAAGAAUCUGGACACCGGAACCGAGUUCAUUGUGAACGAGUACGAUCAGAACGGGUGUUGGAACAAGUUCAGUGAUCUUCAAACGGGGAAGAAAUUGACCAUGGACGAGUUCGAGAAGUCCGUGGGGUACUCGCCGGUGGUGAAGGAGGUGAUGCGGCGGCAGAAUGUGACCAGCGACGCCGUGAAUGAGAGGAAAGUUGGUUCACCCGGAGCCAAUUCAUUUGUGUCGAAAAGUUUGAGGAUGAGCAAGCGAAAGGUGGCGCUGUUGAAGAAUAGCAUAAAAGGUGUGGGGAGUGCUGUGAGUGUGCUAAUUGGGGAUAAGGAUCAACACCCGCCACCGCCGCUGCCGCAGGACCAGAAACCGAGCAAGUCUAAUGAGUGGAUCAAAGUUAGGCAGAAUGGGAAGUCGUAUAAGGAGCUAUCAGCAUUGCAUUUGUGCCAGGAGAUUCAAGCUCAUGAGGGCUCAAUUUGGACUAUUAAGUUUAGCUUGGAUGCUAGGUUUCUUGCUAGUGCUGGAGAGGAUAGGGUCAUUCAUGUGUGGGAGGUUCAGGAAUGUGAGAUUAUGUCCAUGGAUAGCAAUGCGACCCCACUGCAUCCCUCGUUGUCUCAGGAUCGAUCGGGGCCUCUUAGCUCUGAAGCGGCAAUUUCGUCUGAGAAGAAGAAGAAGGGGAAAGGAGGCUCUUCCAGGAAAACAAAUCCCAUUCCUGACUAUGUCCAUGUGCCUGAAUUCGUGUUUGCCCUCUCGGAGAAACCUGUGUGCUCUUUCGAAGGUCAUUUGGAUGCUGUACUGGACCUGUCAUGGUCCAGAGAUCAGCUGUUGCUUUCAUCUUCAAUGGACAAAACUGUUAGAUUAUGGGAUAUGGAGACCAAGAGUUGUUUGAAGAUGUUUGCCCACAAUGAUUAUGUAACUUGCAUACAGUUCAAUCCUUUGGACGACAAUGUUUUUCUCAGCGGCUCCCUUGAUGCAAAGCUUCGAUUAUGGGACAUACCUGCUCGAAAAGUGGUAGACUGGACAGAUCUUCAUGAAAUGGUCACUGCUGCAUGCUAUACUCCAGAUGGCCAGGCUGCCAUCACUGGCUCACAUAAAGGGAACUGCCGUAUGUACAAUGCAGAAGACUGUAAAUUAAGUCAAGAAGGACAGAUUGAUAUCAAAAACAAGAAGAAGAGUCAAGCAAAGAAAAUUACUGGUUUCCAGUUUUCUCCAACCAAUCCAUCCGAAAUGCUUGUCACAUCUGCUGAUUCCCGGAUUCGGAUUGUAGAUGGUGAUAAAGAUGUCACUCAUAAGUUUAGAGGUUUUCGAAACACAAGUAGUCAAAUUGGAGCGUCAUUCACUCCCAAUGGAAAGUACAUUAUUUGUGCUAGUGAAGACUCUAAUGUAUAUGUAUGGAAGCGUGAAGAGCCUCGAGUGUCAGCCGCAGGAAAAAAGAGCACAAUCACCACCACUUCUCAUGAAUAUUUUCAGUGUAAAGAUGUAUCAGUAGCAAUCCCAUGGCCUGGCACCAUAAAGGGUGACCCUCCCCCAUCUAUACCUGUGCAUUCUUCUAAGAGACACUCAAAACGUUCCUCUGUACAGCCAGUUUCAGGAACUGCAUCGCCUACUAAAGAAGAGAGCAAAAGACUGUUGCCACCUCUCCCAAAGAAACACACUAAUCCUAGCACUCCUCCUACGGCUGCGGCAGCGGAGAGACCUUCAACUCCCCCUACGGAAGAUCAAGAUCCAUCUGAAAUAUCUCGAACGGAUUCUGGCAUUGGCGAGUCAUUCGGCAGCAGCUCAGACCCUUCCUCUAUUAGGUACAGUGGCGACUCAUCUUCUAUAUUUUCUGGCAAUGCAUCAUCAUCAUCUUGGUCUUCCUCUUGGUCCUCUUUGUUUGGGCAUGAAUCGAGCCAAACAACGCAAGCUUGGGGCUUGGUCAUUGUCACAGCCACUCUGGAAGGUGAAAUCAGAGCAUAUCAAAAUUUUGGUAUACCAAGAAGGGUGCAGAGCAAUAUUUUUGGAGGUCCUACCUAG